AGACAAAAUCGAGUCAUGGCCGACUAGACCCAAACCCAACCAAGAAACGACCAUAUCAACCACCACCGAUAUGAUUUUCCUCCUCCUAUUUGCCUUUUCCUCUUCCGCCGCCUCCGCCGUUAACAUUCAAACAUCAUUGAAUAAAUUACAAGCGCUGCAGAUUUUCUAAUAAGGCUCUCAAAAAUCAACCCCCACAUCCGAAUUAAGGCGAUUGUUGAAGAUUGCAUCGUGAUUUUCUUUUGUCGAGAUUUACGUGAUUCAUCCAGAUCUGAUUCUGAAUAGUUAAUUGGUGAGUAAAUGUUGAAUGUAGCUGUUCAGAUCAGAUCUUUUGGAGCCAAGUCUUGUCACACUUGUUUGAUGGACAAUGACUAUUCCAAUGAAUAACACUGUGAGUAAUUUGUCAAGGGAUCGAGCUCAACUUCUUUACAACAAGAAUGUUGAGUUGGAAAGUAAGCGUAGAAAAGCAGCACAAGCAAAAAUCCCAUCAGAUCCAAAUGCAUGGCAACAAAUGCGAGAAAAUUACGAAUCUAUCCUUCUUGAAGACCAUGUCUUCUCUGAACAACAUGACAUUGAAUAUGCUCUAUGGCAGUUGCAUUACAAACGCAUUGAGGAGUUGCGGGCACACUACAGUGCUGCCCAAGCACAAAACACAAAAGGUCCCGCCCCUGCCCCUGCCCGACCAGGGCCUGCCCGAAUCACUAAAAUCCGUUCCCAAUUCAAGACCUUUCUUUCUGAAGCUACUGGAUUUUACCAUGAUUUGAUGGUGAAAAUUAGGGCAAAAUACGGGUUGUCUUUAGGUCAUAUUUCAGAUGAUCCACAAAAUGAUGUUGACAUGAAGAAAGGCUUGAUAUCAUGCCAUAGAUGCUUUAUUUACCUUGGAGACCUUGCUCGCUAUAAAGGGUUAUAUGGUGAAGGUGAUUCAAAAACACGUGAUUUUGCUGCAGCUUCAAGUUACUAUAAGCAAGCUGCUACUCUUUGGCCUUCAAGUGGCAAUCCUCAUCAUCAGCUUGCUAUUCUUGCAUCCUAUUCUGGAGAUGAACUUUUGGCUGUUUACCGUUAUUUUCGAAGUUUAGCAGUUGAUACCCCUUUUACUACUGCAAGAGACAAUUUAAUUAUUGCAUUUGAGAAGAAUCGUCAAAGCUACUGCCAGCUUCUUGGAGAUUCAAAAGCUGCCCCUAACAAGAAAGCACCAGCCCGGGUGCCCGGGAAAGGAAGAAACAAAGGUGAAACAUGGGUUUCAUCAAAAGAUAGGAAAACAGAACCAAAUCUUGUUGUUGAAAGAGAAUCUACUACAAUGCCUGAAACUCUUAAAGCCUUCAGUAUUCGAUUUGUCAGACUAAAUGGCAUCCUUUUUACUCGCACAAGUUUGGAGACUUUUUUGGAAGUUUUCUCAGUGGCGAGGAGUGAUUUUCUUCAGCUACUAUCAUCCGGACAAGAUGAGGUGUUCAAUUUUGGUUCAGAUUAUGAGCAGUGUAAACUCUUCAUAACCAGAUUCAUAGCAAUCAUGAUAUUCACUGUCUACAAUGUAAACAAAAAGGAAACAGAACACCAAUCAUACGCAGAGAUUCUUCAACGUUCUGUUGUCCUUCAAAACGCAUUUGCUGCAAUAUUCGAUUUCAUGGCACUCAUACUUGAAAGAUGCAUCCAGUUAAACGACCCAUGUGCAAGCUUUUUACUCCCUGGAAUCAUGAUUUUUGUUGAAUGGCUUGUUUCUUGUAAAGAGGAUUUAGCAUCCACAAAUGAAAUGGAGGAGAAACAGGUUGCUGCUAGAUCCUUAUUUUGGAACCAAUUUGUUUCUUUUCUCAACAAGCUUUUGAUUGUGUCUCAAGUGGUUAAUGAAAGUGGAGAUGAAACUCGUCUUGCAUUGCCUGAAGACAUGGAAUUGAGGGGCUUCCUUCCACUUGUUUCUGGUCAACUCGUUCUUGACUUUACAAGAACAAAUUAUUUGGAUGAAAAUAAGGAAAAGAAGGCACGCGUACAACGGAUUGUAGCUGCUGGAAAGGCUCUUACCAAUAAUAGUAAGAAUGUUGGUGUUGGGAAGCAACAGCAAGGAUUCUAUUUUGAUUCUAAAUCCAAACAGUUUCUCUUUGGUGUUGAGCCACAAAAUAACAACCAAGUUUCCACUGAAAACAUUGGAGAAAAAUUAGAAUGUGAAGAGGAGGAAGAUGAUGAGGUUAUUGUCUUCAAACCCUCUGUACCUGAGAAACAUACACAUACACAUACACAUACAGAUACAGAUGGUUUGGUGUUUCCUUCAAAACUUAUUGACAAUCCUGCCCCUGUGGCUGUCUCAAUGCCACCACAUGAAGCAUGUGCAUCUUCUGUCAAUGAAAACAUGGUGCAGGAUUCGCAACUUGAACAACCAGAAGAAUUUAUUGAAAAUGGUUUGUUUUCAAAUCUCAACUUGUUGGGAGGAAAAGAAUUUGAAAAACAUUCAGGAGGAAUGUCGUCUGUUGGUUUCCAGGAUUCUGAAAGUAUUAUCAUACCAUCCAAGUUUGAUUCGGUGAUGACAUCAGCAGCACCUAGUUUUGGCAGCGUUCCUUCAAAGGCAAAGCCCAUUAAGAGUCCAGUGAGCCGGCCCAUACGACAUUAUGGGCCACCACCUGGAUUCAACAACACUGUUGGUACUCAGCCUCAGCCACUGUAUGGUGUUAACCUAAGGAAUGGAAUUGGAAAUGAAAAUCAACCUGUGGAUGAUUAUAGCUGGUUAGAUGGGUACCAGUUACCUUAUUCUGGAUACAACAAUGGAAUUGGAAUCGGUAAUUCCUGGAGGUGUUUGCCGCAACCAAACAAGCUUUUGAACACAAGGAAGAUGCCGUUGGGAAUGGAAAGCUUUCCAUUCCCUGGUAAACAAGUUUCCUCUGUGGCUGAGGCUGAGAAUGGAAUACAGAAACAACAGAAUGGUAAUGGUGGAUGGGUUGGUGGUUAUCAGAUUCCAACAGAACGUGGGAAUGGGAAUCUACAAGAAGCAAUGCAGCAGCAGCAUCAAGUUAAAAAAGGGAAUGAAGAGUUUAUUGCACUGCCUCAGCAAUACCAGGGACAAUCGUUGUGGGAAGGUCGUUUCUUUGUGUGAUGAUGUUAUGGAGCAUAGAUGGUGUUGAACAAUCUACUAAGGUGGAUGUGGAGUGAAGUGGAGUGUCCUGGUACGACCAGUUCAGCCAUCAGAUAUGCAAUCAAUGUGAAUGUGAUUUUUAAAAAAGCUUUUAUUGGAGGAAGCAUGGAUUGGAUGGUAUUGGUUUGGUUUGGAUUACUGCAGGCAUCUGCUGGUUAAUAGGUGCCGAGUUUUCCAGAUUGGAUGAAUGAAUGAAUGAUAAGAGUCUGUGGGAAGAAUCUGAAAACUUUUGUGGGUAUGAUAUGAUAUGAUGAAAUCAGUGUUUUUGGAGAUGUAUGUAUGAGUAUCACAAACAAUGGGAGGAUUGAUUGAAGCUUUUAUCCUCCUGCUUAUCAAUCAUAUAAGGUAUUAUUAUUAUUAUUAUGUGUCUGUCUAAUGGAAGGGGAUAUCUUAGAAGAAAUCAACAACAGUAACACUGUGGAUCCAAGUCUUUUUUUUUUUUUUUUAAACUUCGUUUUCUUGUGUUUUUGUUUUUGUUAUAAAGAUUUGCUAUAAGCGACUAUGGAACGCUUGUAUUGUGGGUCGUGAUGAUUGAAGUUGAUGUGUUGGUAUUAUUAUUAUUAUUAUUAUUAUUAUUAUUAUUAUUA
Messenger RNA from Lactuca sativa (garden lettuce), 3699 nucleotides. RefSeq names its product nonsense-mediated mRNA decay factor SMG7. Gene Ontology annotation, molecular function: telomeric repeat DNA binding; protein binding; telomerase RNA binding. Gene Ontology annotation, cellular component: telomerase holoenzyme complex. Gene Ontology annotation, biological process: nuclear-transcribed mRNA catabolic process, nonsense-mediated decay. NCBI's taxonomy places the organism in Eukaryota, Viridiplantae, Streptophyta, Magnoliopsida, Asterales, Asteraceae. The record is from RefSeq and is a predicted model, not a curated record.